ACUAAAUCAUGGCGAAUGUGUUAAAGGAGUUCCAUAUAGAAGAAAGCCACCAAUACCAGAAGCACCUUGCGAGAAAAAAUAUUGCCGUUUCAAUGGAGAUUGUUAUGAAGAAAACAAUCGAUCUUCGUGUCGAUGUCCAACAAGCUGCAAGGAGCAUUACAGUCCUGUCUGCGGAAGUGAUGGAUUUACUUACAACACAGAAUGCCAAAUGAGAGUUGAUUCUUGUCGUAAGAAAAAGAAGGUCUAUGUUCGGCAUGAGGGCUUGUGCUCAACAGCCUAAAUGACGUAACUUCAGAAUAUAAAUCCAGAAUCAUUUAUUUAAUAUCUAUGUAGAACUUAACAAGAAUUUUACAGUACUAGUAUCACAUUUUAUGUUUUGAUUUGGGGGUUGUGAGUAGUCGUUAUUAAAAUGAGUUCAAAUUGCAUCGCUUAUGGUUCUGUUCAAAGUCUUGGAUCACUUAGAAAAAUUAUUCACGAUAACGAGUAAAUAUCUGUUUUUGUUGACUUCACUAUGUAGGUGUGUACCUAAUAAGUGAAUUUCUAUUAAUUCAUUUGCGAAAGUGACUUUUAUGUUAUUUAGAUUCUCGGACGGGCUAUACUUAACGUCGUUACUAACUGAUAAAUAUGGUAUUUCGUUAACUAAAUGACAAAUAUGGCAUGACUUGACAUACUAACUAACAAAUUGCUCCAGCGGUGGAAAAUAAAACAGUCUCGCGAACUCGCUGUACUGUUUUCCUUAUUCCAAGGUUGACGGCAAUUGGCUAAUCAUGCAAUGUCUCCAAAAUGCUUUGGAUAACCGGUCUGAAUUCAUCAUUCUCAUUGGCAGUUUUUGCUUAAAAUAAAGGUUGUCGAUGAUUUCAUAAUUUUCAGCUCUAAUCCUAAUUUCCGUAAUGUGUUGAUGCUUAGUAUGGUUAGGAUCUUUAAAAUAAGACUUUGAACAGAACCAUAAGGUAUGAAAAAUGACUGUUAUGAAUGAUAAAAAUAACUGUUUCAAAUGCUUUAUCAAAUGUUACUUAAAUAUGAUGAGAAAAUCUUUGAAGAAGUUGAAGAGGAGUUGCACUUGGUAUAACUCACUACCAUUCAUUUAAAAUAAUAGAAUAAUAAAAGUAUUUAAUUCAUAA
This is a messenger RNA of Stegodyphus dumicola, 1121 nucleotides long. Its product is annotated as agrin-like. Gene Ontology annotation, cellular component: extracellular region. Gene Ontology annotation, biological process: cell differentiation; multicellular organism development; receptor clustering. Lineage: Eukaryota; Metazoa; Arthropoda; Arachnida; Araneae; Eresidae. Gene Ontology annotation, molecular function: laminin binding. The record is from RefSeq and is a predicted model, not a curated record.